Molecule: messenger RNA, 7465 nt
Organism: Arvicanthis niloticus (Nile rat)
Lineage: Eukaryota; Metazoa; Chordata; Mammalia; Rodentia; Muridae
Gene: Tmem170b
Product: transmembrane protein 170B
Biological process (GO): negative regulation of canonical Wnt signaling pathway
Cellular component (GO): plasma membrane
Source: RefSeq, a predicted model, not a curated record
CCCUGAGCGGGAGCGGCGGUCCCUCCCGCGGCCCAGGCCUCGCCCGCCAGCGCUCCUCGAUGUCUCCCCGGCGGGGAGGACGCUGCCUGCGACACCCGCCGAGCGGCGCCCCCCGGAGCGCCCCGCUGCCGCCCCGCGGGGACGAUGAGGGCGGAGGGCGCGGACCACUCGAUGAUCAACCUGUCGGUGCAGCAGGUCCUGAGCCUCUGGGCCCAUGGCACGGUGCUGAGGAACCUCACGGAGAUGUGGUACUGGAUCUUCCUCUGGGCUCUCUUCUCCUCUCUGUUUGUCCACGGUGCUGCAGGCGUGCUGAUGUUUGUGAUGCUACAGAGGCACAGGCAGGGCAGAGUGAUCUCCGUCAUUGCUGUCAGCAUCGGGUUUCUGGCUUCUGUAACUGGAGCAAUGAUUACUAGUGCAGCAGUGGCCGGCAUCUACAGAGUGGCCGGGAAGAACAUGGCCCCCCUGGAAGCCCUGGUGUGGGGCGUGGGGCAGACUGUACUGACACUUAUCAUCUCCUUUUCAAGGAUCCUCGCCACACUCUGAGUUCUGAGGGAAUGUCUGCUUCAGUAAGGAAAUGGGUGUACACAUUCCCGGAAAUGUAUUGUUAACCAGCUGAAAUGAAAUGGUACAAGCAGGGACCCAGGAAGUCAACACCUAGGGCAGCCCUUGAGCCGUGUGGAAAGCCUGCCCUCUGGCGUCCAAGCGAUUGCACUACCGCACUGCACCUUAUGUGCCUCCAUCCCGGGCAAGGUGCACAAGACUCUGUGAAGCUGCAAGAAGAAGCACCUUGUUUAGCUGCCAAUCAGGUUAACAUUGGUGUUGAAAUCAUCGUUCUCAACAGUGUUGUGUUAAGUUACAGGAACGUUUUGAGAAAUUGAUCUAUGUGCCAAACUUUCCUUUCUGUUAACAUUGAUCAUGUGACAGUUUGCAAGUGUAGAUGUAGGUGAGUGCUGUCAGUGUACUUGACAUGGAUUCAGGUCAUGUCAGGCUUUGUUUUGUCACGUUAACUCCCAUAUAAAUGUCAGAUAGUGGGCUUUCAUUACUAAGAAAGUGUUUGCUUUGUAAAGCUGAGUGUUUCUGGGACUCGGGGACUUUAAUACGUCUGUGUGUUGUUAUUUAAUUUAUGUGAAAACCACUAGUCUCUUUAACAGAGGACUAGCUGGGCUGUUGUGUGGACGCAGGUGGAUUUGUAGGCGCAUACUUUUCAGUAGCCUACACCUUCAUAGUUCCCCUCAUAGCAUACUCUAUUUAUAUGGAUCAAACCUUUAUGAGUCAGACACAUUGUCACUUGUGUGUCAUAAAAACAUAAUAUACAUUUUUCUUAUAAAUUUUGUAAGGAAAAGUCUGAGAUGCAUGUUACAUUCUUCAACCCUUCUGAAGGUUUUUGCCUCUAUCACGAAGCACAACCUUCUAAUUCAUUGCAGUGGGAUUGUGUGUGCUGUGUAUGUGUCUUGGACCUCUUUGAUUCUGGAGUGCUAACUGCUUAGAGAAUAGCCUAAAUUAGGCUCUGAGGUUAAGAACACUUCAUUUAUAGAAAACAGUAAGUACCUUACAUCGGAAGAGCGGUCAGCUGUCCCACUCUGUGUGGCGGGGCUGGGGUUGCACGUGCAGAGACUGGGGCACUGAGUGCUCGUUUGCAACUUGGCAGUUAGUCUGAGUAUAGCAAGACAGCACAGAACCUUUAUCUAAGGGGGAUGUUAGUGGUAUGAGUUCAGUUUGUGUUUCUAAGUUAUUACCUGAGUCAAACAGAGUCUCAGCUCACAUUCAUUAACAGUAGAAAUGUACUUUGUUUAUACAAUCUUUAGGAGGUUUAGAAAAACAUACAGUUGUUUAUUACAAAUACAAGAAAGUUGAGAAAGUACAGACCCUGGUUGAACUGAGUGUGUGUGUGUGUGUGUGUGUGUGUGUGUGUGUGUGUGUGUGUGUGUGUGUGUUAAUCAGUUGUAAUUACAAGUAUGCUAACUUAAGGGAAGAUCCAUUGUAGAAACUAUGAAUUUAUAGGUAAUCUAAAAUAUAGUGUAGCACUUUGAGCUCUUUAACUUAAUUUGGUUUAAGGCUUUUAUUAUCCAUACCCCCUUUCUCUAACAAAAAGAAUAUAUUAUCAGUUUUUGGAGGAGCUGCUUUUGCCAGUGCAUCAGCCAACUUAGACUUACUAAUAAUGUGGCUUGGACAUUUAACAACCCCAAAGUCAACCAAUAAGCAAAUCUGUAUCCUUAGAGAUGUCAGAGAACAAGUCUGAAACUGAUUCAUUCCAUUGUCCCGGCCUCCUGUUCUUCCCACUCAUUCUUUGUAUUCUUGCUGUUUUCUAAACUUAAACUAAGUAAGCAUAUUUUCCAGAUAACCCUGGUUCUCCUCUCCUGUUUGGCUGGCUUCUGCUCUCGUCAGCAGCUUAGAGCUUUGUGUGCCAGUGUGAGACUUACUGUCACUGACAUUGCCUGUGUACAGAACAAAUAUUUAUUUUAACAUGAUUAUUUUAUGAUCUAAGAAAGUUAUCAUGUUGAAGUAAUACGGAGCCCAUUGUUCAAAUCUAAAACUAACUAAAAAUUAACUUGACACAUUGAAUAUGUGAGUGAAUGGACCAAAGAGAUUUGAGCUGUUUCCUGCUCUAGGAUGAAAGUCUAAGAGGGUUAAUCACCACUUUAUAGACUGUCCUGCAGUCAUCUCAUUGUCAAGCUAAUUUGCAUUAAGAAUUGUGUUUGUGAAUGCGUGUGCACUUUUAAUUUGAGGGGCAUUUUUAGUUUCUUCAGUUAUUCCCAUUGGGAUUUUUUGUAACUAUCACUCUUGAUAUUUUGAAAUACAGUUGUGUAGUGUGGAUUUAUGAAACUGUCUAUAAGUCUAUUUAUAUGGUGAAGUUCUCAAGAAGCUGUUUCUUAUAGAGACAAAGUGUUUGAUGAUGAUAUAUAUAUAUACACACAAGUAUAUCAUUAUAUACAUAUAUAGAUAGCUAUAUAUGAAUACAGUCUUAUUGGAAAGCUUUGUUUGAUGAACAUUUUCCUGUUCUUCUGAAGAAGUUGAUGUAUUGUUCAGUUAAAUGAUCUUUUAAAUAGACUGGAGAGUAUCUAAGGUUUUUCUGGGGACCCUUGUUUUGGACCUGACAGAAGCCUUCACUGACUAGCUAGUUCCGCUUCCUUGAGAACCCAGCCAUGGCUUAGCAGCACAUUUUCUUCUUCAGCACCACGGCCUCACGUAAGCUAAGCGUGCAGCCUGAUAACUUCCCAGGAAGGAGGUGCAGGACGUGGGCCCUGACCCAGUUCUGUUGACUUCUCAGGAGACAGUUAGCUUAGAUCCCCAUGCAUGUCAUUCAGUGUUAAAGUCUUACCCAGGACCCUUUUUAGUAUUUGCAACACAGAAUUCCACAGCUCCUUUUCUAAGCCUUCAGUGGAUUUGUUUGUGAAAGAAAGGAAAUAAGGUGUGUUGUGAAGAAAGAGGAUGAUUAAGUUCAGAGAAUGCUGGAGGAAACAGUGCUUCCAGGACCUUCCAUCUGCUCUGCAGAAGGCAAGGUGGCCCCUUUGAGACGCCCAGUCUGGUUUGCUGAGUUCUGUUAUGUGUACUAGGAUCCCCUGUGUACUAGGAUGGCUGAAAUAGGAUUCCUUCAGAGUCUACCAGGAACUGGACAAACAAUGUCAAACCCCCAAAAAGGUUGGCACAGUACCUUAUAGCUUCCUGAGACUCAUCCUUUCUUCCUCCCAUGACCUCAUUUUUCUUUUUCCAUCUCAUCCUCUGAGUUGAACAUUUCAGUGUCUUAGAUGUUGCUAUGAACUAGCGGACAAGGACCAGACUCCAAGCCAGUUGGACAGGCUGGAAUCCAUGCUCUGUCACUUGGUUCACUUUGGUCUGAGCAUCAUUUAAUCACUCUUAGCUUCAGGUUUCACUUUGAACUGAUUAAUACCUCCUGUGGGUAAACAGUAUGUAUCUGACAGUAAGUGCUCAAGACAGUCAGUAGAAUUCCAAAGUUAUAUUUGCCAUACCCAUUGGGAUGGGGUUUUGUGAAAUUCACCUUCAUCCGCUUCUAAUUUUUUCUGAAAAUUUUAAGGAAAAAAACCUUUCAUAUAAUUUUACUUUCAUCACCUCCUUUUUGCCUCUUAAAGUCAACAGAUAACUUUUUCUAAGGAGACUGGGGAGUUGAUGGUGGUAGUUGUGAAGGGUGAAUAGGAAUACAUUGCAGGUUCUAGUCACCACUGGUUAAUGUAGAAAGAGUGGGUGUGGCCAGCAUUUCCUUCACUGCCAGUUCCUACUGCUCUGUUGUGGUUUGACUCAGAACAUUAUUGACUGGGUCCCAUAUGCAAAGUACUGCCCGUGCUUUUGUGUCUGUCACUGGUGUGUGUUCUUCUCUCUCUCUCUCUCUCUCUCUCUCUCCUAAAAAAAUACCACCAUUAUUAUAAACUUGAGUAAGGAGGCUGAGAGCACUUUCUGAAGUGUCUGCAGACAAGUGUUCUUGCUAUCGAAAACAUUUCUUACAAAUGUCUCAACCUUUAGAAACAUCCCUAUUUAAUCUGUUUAAAAGACAUAAAGAAUAUGCAAACAUUACUGAGGAAUUUCUGACUUUAGAUUACAGAGAAGUCUGGUAACUAGGUUGAGUGGGACUGGGUAGAUUACUGUUUUGUUUUGUUUUGUUUUGUUUUUAAAUCAGGGGCUAUUUUUUCAGUGGUUAGACUUGAUAGUCAUCUAGUAGUCUCCUAAUUAUCCAUAAUUUUCCAACCCUUGAAACUGUUCAGGAUAUAAAGGACAUUAUUUGAUUUUCAAAUGUAGUGUUCUUUAAAUGUAUAGUACCAUUUGUAAGAGAGGGAAAUUCAAAGGGGGAAUAUUGUUAGGCUAAUACACAAAAACAUAUAUGAUAAAAUUUCCUGUGUUAUGCAAGCAUAAUUCCUCCUUCCUGAUGGAAGUUUGCUAAUGCCUUGCUCCAGUGAGUGUGGGCUCUACAAAACACACGUGCUCACAGUACAUUCUGUGUGUGGUGGAUUUGUCCUUGAGGGUCCCUGUUUUCUGUAGUGAUCCAGUGUGGUGGCUUAAUUUCUGAAUUUGCCUAUCUUAGACUAUAGCUAGAAUCUGUUUGGGAGAAAUUAGUGUUUCAUAUAUGAAAUGUUUUCAGUAAGCAAGGUGCUGCACUGGGGGCCUCUUUAUGAGGGUAACGGCAGCACUCACCUUUCUGAGCAAGCUGAGCUCUGACACAGAAUCAUUUCUUAAUUUAAGAGAUCAGCCUUUUCACUUUCACAUGUGUGGCUCGUGUGUUGAACAUACAUAAUGGCCUUUUUGGUUUUGCAAAAAAAAUUAUUUAUUUAGCAGUUUCUCUAACAAUCUCUCUCCUUUCCAAAGCAGAUGUCAUAUAUCCUAACUUAUAUGUGUACAGUUCUUGACAGAAGCUGAAGUACUGGUCUAUGCCCAUGUUUAUGCUGUGGUUAUCUCAUUGAAAGGGAUGCAUUAAAGGCAGGGGUUGGGGUGAAGGAUAGGCAGGCAGUCCAUGAGAUGUUCCUGUCUCCCUUUAGAUGAUGCCCUGUGCCCACACCUGGUGUGGCUAGGCUCAGUGAUAAGCCCUCCCCUCUGGGGGAAUGCCUAGCUCUAUACUCUGAUGCUGAUCAUCUGCACCCCAGAAGCCGAGCACUUUUCCUCCUAGAUGUAUACUGGGAUUCUUUUCAAGACAUUAGCUUGUUUAGAGGCGUGUCUACAUGAACAAUAGCUUGAGAGUGCUACUGAUGUUUAAAGGUUUGGGUUUGGGUUUUGAGAUAGAGUCUCACUCCGUAGCCCAGACAGUCUUUGAACUUGUGAUCAGUCUCAGCCUGUCAGGUACCGGGAUUGCAGGUGUGUACCACUGUGGAUGGCUCCUUCUUUUUAAGUCAAAAUGUUUACGUUUAGUCACUGAAAGUGCUUGGAAUGGAAUAGAGAGAAAAAUACUCUUCCUGGCAUAGUUCUUCUGCCUUCGUGUUUAUGAUAGGAGAUAUGUUUUCCAUGAAGAGAUUUAGAAACACCCUCACUCUUCCCUGUACACACCUUUAGUCAUGAGUUCUACCUGUUUAGAUAACAAAUAGGAAGCUCUCCUCAGCUCAUUGUAGACACAUCAUCUGACAGAACGCUUACCAUGGUUCUAGCCUAAGCAUGAACCCCUGCCUUAAGACGUCCCAGGACAAGGGAGCAGCUUUAGUUAUGUGCUAAUGUGACUUUAAGUAGCACAAGUAUAGCUCAGCCAGCAGAUACUAAGAAACUAACGUAUCAGCCCACUGAUGAUCCGUUUAGCUAAUUUUUUUUAAAGUUAAGUGGUAUCUCAGUGCCUUGAAAGUUAAGAACCUUUUGCAAAGUAAACUUAGGGAGGUCUGGGGUUUGGCAUCAAUGAGCUGGCUUUGUGCACACCACCUGCAAAGAGAUUCCAGAGCUUAGGGUGGGCCACUGAAGACAAGUCCAGCCACUAUGACAGAUGACAACUGCUUUUACCGUCCUUCACCACACGGGGGCAUUUUCCUCUUCUUUCUCUUUCUCUCUCUCUCUUUUUUUUUUUUUCCUUUCUUUUUUUUCCAAGUAAGUAUGAAAUUAGAACAAUGUAAUCAAACAAAUUAAAUGUGGGCUUUUCAAGUUGAGUUUUAUGUAAACUAGAGAUUCCUGUGUGGACAGUGUUAGUUUACUAUUGUAGUACAGAGGCAGCCACUUUAUGUAACCUUUAGAAUUAUGUUUACCAUCAGGGAUUUAUUUUUACAAUAGAAAUACUAAAUGUACUGUGAAGCUUAAAGACAGGAAGAAUAGGCGUUGGAGGGUGAUACUCAGACAGAAGUGUGUUUGAUGAAGUACCCGUGUUAUGUGAACAUGAUUUCCCCUUCUGUUAAGAUUAUAAACUACACUGUAUGAGUAUGUGUAUUGCAUGUUUACAUAAAACAAUUUCAUUUUGAAGGAUUAUUUAAACUAUGUUUAUAUGUAAUACCUAACAGGUUGUAAAUAUUGUAUACUAUUGAUUUUUAAUUUUAUAUGAGCGAUUUUUUUAUUUCCCAAGUCAUGUACAAAUCUCAUUGUGUAUAUAGCAUAACUCCCUGGAGACACAAAUUUUGCAGUGAAUUUUAAGUAUUUUAAUCGCAGUAAGCAUCAGGUUAGCCUCAGAGAUGCUGGUCCUUAUUUUAAAUUAUUUUUCACCACACAUUUUCUUCAAAGGGCAGCAAUAAACAUAUGCAAGUUAUUUUGAUUCUUGAAAGUUGGCCUCAGAAGAUAAGAGUGCAGUUCAAUUCCCUGCUAUAAAGGAAAGAUGCACAACUUAGACCAUCCACAUCUGGUCCCAGGACAACUUCCGAGACCCAUCUGCACAUGGCUCUCCUCUUUGUACUAUACAGGGUGAACUGCUGAAAACACACAGAACAUCUGUUCAAGUGAAUCCAGCACUUCAGUGUCAUUACACAGAAUUUAUUGGAUUAAAGUUUGUAAUAUACAGUAUUUUAAUAAAGUUUCUGUAUUCAAUUUCAUGCACUUAUAUAUAAAUAAACCUGUCUUUAAA